Molecule: messenger RNA, 2856 nt
Organism: Adelges cooleyi (spruce gall adelgid)
Lineage: Eukaryota; Metazoa; Arthropoda; Insecta; Hemiptera; Adelgidae
Product: trypsin-1-like
Exons: 6
Coding region: 86-1024 (312 amino acids)
Biological process (GO): proteolysis
Molecular function (GO): serine-type endopeptidase activity
Source: RefSeq, a predicted model, not a curated record
CCAGUGUUGGACUCCCAACCAGACGCGAUGGUCCGAUAAAGUACGGCGCACAAGAGCUGCUGUUCUUCGCCGGUCGUGCCGACACAUGUUGCGCGUGGCCGCGCUGUGUGUGUGUUUGGCGGUGACCGCCUCCGUCGUUGCCCCUCGGGUCGAAGAUUGCGGAUUAAACAAUGGAGUGACGAGUUAUCGGCAGCCCAGGUUCGAAGGAUCGAAACCUAGGUUGGUUAACGGCAAGGAGACUACGAGAGGUGCCUGGCCUUGGCAGGUAUCUUUGCAGUUGUUACAUCCCGCUUUCGGUUUUGUCGGUCAUUGGUGUGCUGGAGUUUUAAUACGGCCUACUUGGGUUUUAACAGCGGCCCACUGUAUACGCAAUGAAAAAUUCAGCUUACCUUUGGCUGCUCUUUGGACGGCGGUUUUGGGCGACUGGAACCGAGACGUCGAAGAACAUACCGAAGAGCGUAUACCAAUCGACGAUAUAGUCAUGCACGAAAUGUUCCAUAAUUAUCAAAACGAUAUAGCAUUAAUGAAACUAUCUAGGUCGACAAAUGUUACCAAUAGUCAUGUACGGUGUUUAUGUUUACCGCCUUCAGCAAAUGAAACAGAAACGCCACUACCCAAUGUGUGCGUCACGACCGGCUGGGGCAAUGUCAAACAGAACGGUCCGUUGUCGGGCAAAUUAAGACAGAUCAAAGUGCCAGUGCACAACACCACUGUUUGCAAAGACAAAUACGGGCCAGCGGUUCCUAUAACGGAUGGUCAUUUGUGUGCCGGCCGGAUGGACGGAAAAGGAGGAGGUCCUUGUGUAGGAGAUUCCGGAGGACCAUUGCAGUGUUCGGGUCUAGACGGCCGGUGGUUUCUAGCUGGUUUGACAUCGUUCGGCUCAGGAUGUGCCAAGCCCGGAUAUCCUGAUGUUUACACUAGGCUGUCGUUUCAUUUGCCGUGGAUACUUAGACAAAUUAAAAUACACACUGAUCGAAAAAAUGAAAUUAAACAAAGCAUAAUUUCAAUUCGAACAAUGAGAUAAUGUUUUAAUACAAAUGAGUUAGUUAACGACAAAAAAAUAAUACAUAAAAUAAAAUUAAAAAAAUUGUGUGUUGACUAUUUUAUGGGUAAUAUAGUUAUAGUUUGGCCUUAACCCGUAGUCCAUACAAACGGUUCUAAACGUUCAUCGGGUGGCAAUUUGUUAUUUAACAGCUGCACAGAGUCUAGCGUUUGGUUUAAUAACAAAUGGCAAGCGUUGAGCUGUUUGUUCAUAUCCUUGAUGCUUUUGAACUGUUCGAUAACUUUGGAGUAAUGUUUGUAGUUUGCUGUGUGUAGAGACAAAAUUCGGGUUGUCUCUUCAUCGAGCUAAAAUACAAUUCAAAUUAAUAUAAUUUAUUCAUUCUGUUGGAUUUUUUAUACAUUUGAUUUAGAUACUUCUGAUAUUUUUCUGUUCAGUAAUGCCUGAUCUGAAGACACAGCUUUGGCGCAUAUAUUCAGGUGCGAUUGAUAUUUAAGACAAAGUCUAUAAAAUGACGUUGAGUCGACUCGCUCUAAUGCCUCUCUGUCUCUGGCUGCUGGUAAAGAUACUGUGCCUCGUAUUAUUGGUAAAAAGUUAGGCACUUGCUGAAAAACAAAUAAAAAUGUUUGAUAACUAUAUGAAAUUGAAUUUUUUGAAAUUUUGUUUUGCCAUUUAAAAUUUAAUUUAAUUUUAAAUUGAUUUUUUAAUUUUUAUUUUUUAUUAGCUUUUAAUACAAGAUAUUAUAACAGCUCAACAACCAACAUAGUGGUUGACAAUGACAAAAAUUUGAGCAACAAUAUUACAUAUAAUUAUCAAACAACCGACGGUUAUUGCCCACCGAGUCAAUUUUUAGUUCUCUACGUUGACACAACAUAAUUUUCAUUGAAAACGAUACUAAUAGCGCCCGUCCUGUAUUGACAUCCAGAACUGAAAAUUGUCUUGGUGGGCAAUCUAUAAUCAAUGAUAUAAUAUUAAGGUUAUCUUAUAUAAAUAAGAAAGCCAGCAGAAUGAAUAAAGGAUAUUAUUAAAGAUAUUACUUUGAUUGAGAUGGAGUUAAGGACGUUAUAGCAGAUGAAUGGGGAUAAAUUAAGCAGGAUAAUUUAUUGAAUAGAAUUCAUUAAUUUAUUACUAGCAAAGUACUUUAACUAUUUUCCUUGUAAUAAAAAUAUAUUUCAUUUGGUUAAAAAUUAAACAUGAGUUUAUGACUGUAGCCAUCGACUAACUUUGAGUCUGAAUAGAUCCUCGUCCAUGUCUUGGUCAUCUUGCACAGCAGCUCUCACAACUACAAUGUUGUGUUUAGGUGUGGCUUUAGUUGUUUUCUUAACAACACGCUUCGAUUCGACUUGUACGGAACGACCUCUGGUCAUUAUAUUGGGCUUCUUUGGCGAAUCUACAAGCAACGCAAAAUAUAACAUGACAUUGUAUAAAUUCUACAUACCGUUCACAUACCUCCAAUCGGUCUGUUAAUAGUGUACGACACAUAUGGCAAAUCGUUAUCGCUACAAACACUGUGGCCAGGUGAAGUGUUCGUGCUGGCUGCCUUGCUCUGCUGUCCGUCUUGCGAGUUACGCGGCCAAGAGCUUUCAGGCACCGACUUUCCUCGUUUUAAUUUCACAUUUUUCGACUUUGAUCCGUUUUCCGAAGCGUUUGAUUGUGAACUCUGUUCAGAGCCCAUUUUUUGAAUUAGAUAUAGCCGAUUAUAUCAAGAAAACUAACACAGAAUGUCAACUAAUUUUAUUUCAUUCUUUUGUUGUAUGAGUGUCUAAGUCCUUAGAGAAAACUUCAAAUUUCGUUUCAUGAAACGAGACGAGAAAAGACGGCUUUAAUAUUAUGAUUUUUUGUUGAUUUUUGUAAAA